Hypomesus transpacificus is the source of this 4129-nucleotide messenger RNA. RefSeq names its product kelch-like family member 3 (gene klhl3). The record is from RefSeq and is a predicted model, not a curated record. Bases 110 to 1894 code for a protein of 594 amino acids. Gene Ontology annotation, molecular function: protein binding. Lineage: Eukaryota; Metazoa; Chordata; Actinopteri; Osmeriformes; Osmeridae. The transcript is spliced from 15 exons.
UCUCUAUCCUUCAACCGUAGUAGUAUUGCUGGACUUCGAACUUAUUGUGCACAGCCAGGCCGUAACCAGCCUAGGCGGUGCUGCUCAUGUACGGAGCUGCACCUCAAUAAUGGACUGUGUGACGAUGGGUUUAUCCCUAAUCAGUCGAGAGACUGACGGGUCCAAGAACUGGGACUCAGAGGAAGAUGCCAUGGAUGCGGGGAUGCACACCUUCAACCACACCCACAUGAGGAAAGCGUUUCAGCUGAUGAAUGACUUGAGAAGUAAAAAGAUGCUAUGCGACGUGCUCCUCGUAGCAGGAAACAUACAGGUGGAGGCCCAUAAGGUUGUCCUGGCUGCAUGCAGCCCCUACUUCUGUGCCAUGUUUACAGGGGCCAUGAGUGAGAGCACGGCCCAGCAGGUGGAGAUCAGGGAUGUGGACGGCCACACCCUGAGGAUGUUGGUGGAUUACAUCUACACCGCCGAGAUCCAGGUGACCGAGGACAACGUACAGGUGCUGUUACCUGCCGCCAGCCUGCUCCAGCUCAUGGACGUCAGACAGGUGUGCUGUGAGUUCCUGCAGAGCCAGCUCCACCCCACCAACUGCUUGGGCAUCCGAGCCUUCGCUGACCUGCACACCUGCAGCCAGCUGCUCGACCAGUCCCACGCAUACGCUGAGCAGCAUUUUUGUGAGGUGAUGCUGGGUGAGGAGUUCCUGGGCCUGACCCUGCAGCAGGUGUGCAGCCUGAUAUCCAGUGACAAGCUUGCGGUGUCCACCGAAGAAAAGGUGUUCGAGGCCAUGAUUGCCUGGAUCAAGCACAACAAGGAAGCCCGGCUGGAGCACAUGCCCAAGCUGAUGGAGCACGUUCGUCUGCCCCUCCUCACCAGAGAUUACCUGGUGCAGAUUGUGGAAGAAGAGGCUCUGAUCAAGAACAACAACACGUGUAAGGACUUCCUGAUCGAAGCCAUGAAGUACCACCUCCUCCCCGCAGACCAGAGACACCUCAUCAAGACUGACCGCACGAGGCCACGCACGCCCAUCAGCCUGCCCAAGGUGAUGAUAGUGGUGGGAGGCCAGGCCCCCAAGGCCAUCCGGAGUGUGGAGUGUUAUGACUUCCAGGAGGACCGCUGGUAUCAGGUGGCAGACCUGCCGUCCAGACGCUGUCGAGCUGGCGUGGUUUUCAUGGCGGGCCUUGUUUACGCAGUGGGCGGGUUCAACGGCUCACUGCGCGUCCGGACGGUAGACGCGUACGACGGCGUUCGGGACCAGUGGACUACAGUUCCCAGCAUGCAAGAGCGGCGCAGCACCCUGGGGGCGGCUGUGCUGGGCGAUCUGCUGUACGCCAUUGGGGGUUUUGAUGGCAGCACUGGUCUGUCUUCAGUGGAGGCGUUCAGUUACAAGACCAACGAGUGGAUGUUUGUCGCUCCCAUGAACACCAGGAGAAGCAGUGUGGGAGUGGGGGUGGUGGACGGGAAGCUGUACGCCGUGGGCGGCUACGACGGCGCGUCGCGUCAGUGCCUGAGCACGGUGGAGCGCUACGACCCCGGCAGCAACCAGUGGAGCUUCGUGGCCGACAUGAGCACCCGGCGCAGCGGAGCAGGUGUGGGCGUGCUCAGCGGGCAGCUGUACGCGGCCGGGGGCCACGACGGGCCGCUGGUGAGGAAGAGCGUGGAGGUGUACGACCCCUCGGCCAACGCCUGGAGGCAAGCCUGCGACAUGAACAUGUGUCGCCGAAACGCAGGGGUGAGCGCCAUUAACGGGCUUCUGUACGUGAUCGGCGGGGACGACGGCUCCUGCAACCUGUCCUCGGUGGAGUUCUACAACCCUGCCACGGACAAGUGGAGCCUGAUCCCCACCAACAUGAGCAACGGCCGCAGCUACGCAGGCGUAUCAGUGAUAGACAAGCCUUUAUGACUACCAGCCCCCCUGUGGCGGCCCCUCCAUCCAGAACCAGAAAGCCUCUCCCAGGCCCAUGUCUGAAACCAACCAGGCCACCUCUGACACCUCCACCAGCCAGUCAAUCCUCUACUCACCCCGCGGCCACCUGACUUGCCGGUGUCUCGGAACAUUCUGGUCUGAAUGUGGCCUGGCGGGGCACAAGCGGUAGACUGACGGAGGGAUGAAAAGCACAGUAAACAGGAGAGACUCAGAGCAGGUGGGAACACUGGCUCCUAUUUGGACUCACCCCCCAGGACUUUAGAGUGUUGCUCUGCUAAACACGGACAACAGCCAUUUCAGGUGGGAUAGACGUAUUGGCGCGGUGCCCAGGACGGGUUUGUGGAACAUGAUGCUAUGUGGCAGCAACUGCAAGAGUUUUCAGUCUGACACAACACCCUGUGCCAACCAGUGGAGGAGACGUCUUUGAGCUAACCCAGGGACUUUCCCCACCAGAACCACGCUAUACUACUAAUCUGCUCAUAUGAUGCAAUAAACACAGCUUCAGCUACCUGACACUCUCACUCUCUAGUCCUGUAGCCAAUAGACAGACCGACAGAGGUUCUGGAACUCAGUGGACUUGCCAAUAGCUGGACAGGAGUCAAAGGGCCAAUUCAAAUGCAGACCUUUGUCUCGCUUAGAGUCGUGCCAAACUUGCAAAGCCCACACUAGGAAGUGGACGAAAUGCAUUAGCGCAUUUGUUGUUUUCGUAGUAUACUGGAUGUAGACGACUUGUCUGUUAAAAUGACCAAACAACUUAUUUCAGUUUCACCCAUUCCAGAUAGGAACAUGAGUCCAAUACUGCAGGUUUUUCCUACAGUACUCACUGAAAUAUCCUCUCUGAAAGUAAGAGGCACUGAUGUUUUUGUGUCGGACUUGUUCUGUCACACAGAAUGAUGGAGGAUUAUGAUUUUAAACGUCAUAAGGAACUUGUUUAAUUUCAAUUUGUAUAUUGAAUAAUUUCAACUUGUAUAUUGAAUAUUAUAUCAAGGUGAGAUGUACUAAAAGUGUCUCUAUAGUGAAUAUUUAAUUGUAGUAUUUUAAUCAAAAUUGUUUUGUGCACCAUCUGAAUCUUCCUAAAUCAAACAUCUUAGGAUUUUCCAUCAAUAUUUUGAAGCAGUGGUGUGGAGUUUGGACAGAACAGUGUGUUGUUACCUCAUCUUAAGAUCUCUGGAUCCUCAGUGAUGAUGCUUUACUUCAAACAACUGUGCUACAGGAACUAACCUUGGUUGUCAUUUUGAACUUUGACGUUAACUUGGGCCUGUUCCGUUUCCUACUGGUGGUGUCUUUCAUGCAACCUGUGGUUUCUUCCGCUCUGAAUGCCAGGAUGAGUGUAAAGAAGCAGAUGAAAUCUAAGAAGACCCGAACGCAGCCCUUUUAGGUUGUAGGAGGAGGUAAAAGGGGGCACGUGGAAUGAAGCAGCAUUCUGGAAUGCAGUCGACAGUGAGCCAUCAUUGUUCUAUGGCUCACAGUUCUGUGUUCUGUGUAAGUAGGGACCGGAUUGGAUGUCCUGCUUCCAUUUGCUGUGUCCUUUUUUUACCUUCUACUUUUUCAAAAAGGGGUCUUAGAUCUUCCUAGACAAUCUCUCCCAGAAGGUCAAGAAACUUUCUACAUGGGCUUUUCCAAAAUGUGGAAUAGGAGUUCAAAUGCCAGCUCUGCUAGCCUGCUGGAAGACUAGAUGGACGUUUUACAGUCUCCCAUUCAGUCCAGUCAUGAUGUUGCUGAACUGGUCAAGAGAUAUUGGUGACAUUAGCAGAUGUUUACAUUGGUCAUGUUCAUGACAUAUCAUCACAUUUUUCAUGUCGUGAUGAAAUCCCAGGAACGCAGUCAGGAAUGUCGGUGUUUGUGGAGUGGUUUGAUAUUCUCUAUAUUAAAGCAUAUCACUCACUAUCACAAAACGAAGCCCUACUCUGCUGGAGUCCUAAUGUGCACAGUGGAGAAUUGUGCACAAGUUAUGACUGUCCUAGUUUCAAUAUUUUUCCAUAACAUCGAAGCAGAGAACAGGAAAGAAUGCAUAUGAUGCAUCCACUCUCAAUCUGUGUCUUUGUGUUCCAGCAAGAAUAAAAGAUAAAGGAUGAGAGGUCUUAAAACAUUGUGGUCAACAUGGUCAACACUAUACUGUCAAAUCUAUUCUAAAGGGAUUUCUUAUAUCAGAAUGCUGUUGGUUUUUCUGUGAUUUAACUAAUAUGUAUACAAAUAAACCAUUUUACAAGG